Messenger RNA from Suillus plorans, 1007 nucleotides. RefSeq lists its product as uncharacterized. Bases 230 to 838 code for a protein of 202 amino acids. The transcript has 5 exons. The record is from RefSeq and is a predicted model, not a curated record. Lineage: Eukaryota; Fungi; Basidiomycota; Agaricomycetes; Boletales; Suillaceae.
UGCAUCUAUUUUUGUGAUGAUUCCCAUCCAACCACUAACUGUUCUAAUACAUAAGGGGUGAGUGAUAUUCUCGACCAGCUUGUUUGUCCAUAACGACUUCAACAAGCUGCGCUGCCCUUCACUCCGCACAGUCGUGGAUACCUGUCGUCAUCAAUGCCAUGUUGGGUGGUGAGCUACUCGGCUAUAACACCUUUUACGUUGAGUUCACUGAAAUACUGCGCAAGUCAUCAUGAUGACUCGGAUAUAUGCCAUGUAUCGGCGAUCUAAAAAGAUGCUCAUCAUUCUCGUUGUACUCUUACUGGCUGCCACACUCGCCACCGCAGUGAUGACCGCAAUAGUAAACAUUGAUGUAUCAUGGGAGGAGUUGAUCCUUUCUGGCAUCUCUCGGUGUUUCGACUACACCAACCCAGCAGCUGUAUACCUGACUCACGAGACUUUGAUACCCACUCUUGUUUGGGAGAUGCUCGCCUUGUGUCUUGCACUCUGGAUUGUUAUAAAACACUUCUGUGAAGUGCGACAAAUGCCGACAGCAGGAGGCUCUUUCAUGGUGUUGAUAAAAGGUCACGUAGUGGACUUUGUAUGCUUUGCUGCUGUGUCCUGCUUCAACAUUGGUUCUCUGUCUCCGAUGCUCAUGGACGCAUCUUCCCCGGCAAGUAAUGUUUAUUUCGGCAUUCUUCAAAUUGUCCAGCCUAUUCAGAUGUUUGUGCUGGGCCCGCGUCUCAUCCUUGACAUUCGAGAAUAUCACGCUAAGCUUGUGGCUAGCUCUGACGAGGCUACUGGUAUGAGUACAAUUGCUUUUCAGGAGCGCGGACAGGUCUUAACUGGCGAUGGUGUGUAACAUGUGGAGGAUUGAAUUUAGUCUGGGAAAACCAACCCACCGAAGAGCGGGAACAGAAAGGAGAAAUUUAGUGCACCAACUCAUAUCUUCCUAUUACACAUUUCAGAGCAAUUUACUAUUGAUACUGUACAUCGACGCCAGUAUGUGUCACUGUUCCAUAUUUCAUUGA